GCCGGAGCGAUGCCUGCGCGCAGCCGCCACCGCCCCCGCCUCCACUCCGGCUCCCCGCCCCGGGUUCCGCCCCCGCCGCUCGAAGUGCUCCACUCCGGCGAGGCGCGAAGGGCCCGGGACUCCGACGGCGCCUCGGACGCCGACUCGGAGGUGGGUCCGGGAAGCCCGACUCCCGUCGCGGAGGUGAGCGGGCGCUGAGGCUGAGGAGAGGGGAGACUGGGGGGCGCCUGCAGCCAAGGACAGUGGAGGAAGAAAUGGCAGGUCCUAAUCAACUCUGUAUUCGCCGUUGGACUACCAAGCAUGUAGCUGUGUGGCUGAAGGAUGAAGGCUUUUUUGAAUAUGUGGACAUUUUAUGCAAUAAGCACCGACUUGAUGGAAUCACAUUGUUGACAUUGACCGAAUAUGAUCUCCGGUCUCCUCCUCUGGAAAUCAAAGUCCUAGGGGACAUUAAAAGGUUAAUGCUCUCUGUCCGAAAAUUGCAGAAAAUACAUAUUGAUGUUUUAGAAGAAAUGGGCUACAACAGUGACAGUCCCAUGGGUUCCAUGACCCCAUUCAUCAGUGCUCUUCAAAGUGCAGACUGGCUCUGUAAUGGAGAACUUUCACAUGACUGUGAUGGACCCAUCACUGACUUGAAUUCUGAUGAGUACCAGUACAUGAAUGGCAAAAACAAACAUUCUGUUCGAAGAUUGGACCCAGAGUACUGGAAGACCAUACUGAGUUGUAUAUAUGUUUUUAUAGUAUUCGGGUUUACAUCUUUCAUCAUGGUUAUAGUCCAUGAACGAGUGCCUGACAUGCAGACUUAUCCACCACUCCCAGAUAUAUUCUUAGACAGUGUUCCUAGAAUCCCAUGGGCCUUUGCCAUGACAGAAGUAUGUGGCAUGAUUCUGUGCUAUAUUUGGCUCCUGGUUCUUCUUCUUCACAAGCACAGGUCAAUCCUUCUGCGAAGGCUCUGUAGUCUGAUGGGCACUGUAUUCUUGCUUCGCUGCUUUACCAUGUUUGUGACCUCCCUCUCCGUGCCAGGACAGCACCUGCAGUGUACUGGAAAGAUAUAUGGCAGUGUAUGGGAAAAAUUACACCGUGCUUUUGCAAUUUGGAGUGGAUUUGGUAUGACCCUGACUGGCGUUCACACUUGUGGAGAUUACAUGUUCAGUGGCCACACAGUCGUCCUAACCAUGCUGAAUUUCUUUGUCACUGAAUAUACACCAAGAAGCUGGAAUUUCUUGCACACUUUAUCCUGGGUUCUCAACCUCUUUGGAAUCUUCUUCAUCUUGGCUGCCCAUGAACAUUAUUCCAUUGAUGUGUUUAUUGCAUUUUAUAUCACAACAAGACUCUUUUUGUACUAUCAUACUCUGGCCAAUACCAGAGCAUAUCAGCAGAGUAGGAGAGCAAGAAUUUGGUUUCCCAUGUUUUCUUUUUUUGAAUGCAAUGUUAAUGGCACAGUACCUAAUGAAUAUUGUUGGCCAUUUUCAAAACCAGCAAUAAUGAAAAGACUAAUUGGAUGAAGACUGUAUCUUUGUAAUGAGUUUGUGAUUAAAUUUACAGUAGUUGUUGAAAAUGAAUAACUUUGCUUUCUUCUUCUAGGUUGUUCCUGGAUGUGUUACAUUUUGGCUUAUACGUUGAUAGGGUUUCCUGCUCUAAGCAAGACUGUGAUUAUAAAUAACAAGAAAAAAACAGGAGUUCUUACCUACCUGUUUGAACAGAAAGAUUAAAUAGAGUUUUCUGCCCCUUUACUUUAGAGAGACUCAGUGUUUGAUUGGAGUCAGUCUGUUACGCUUACCUGUUGAGUAUUUGCUUAUUGAACAGAAGCAAAUCAACUUAGGUAGUUAACUAGUUGAAGGAUUUUUAUUGAUUUCCGGUAGGACUCUAGUCAAGAAAUAAUAUUUUGCUGGGGAGAUAGCUCAGUUGGUAGAGUGCUUGCCUUAUAAGCACAAGGCCCUGGGUUCGAUCCCCAGCACCACAAAAAAA
This is a messenger RNA of Sciurus carolinensis (gray squirrel), 1965 nucleotides long. RefSeq names its product sterile alpha motif domain containing 8 (gene Samd8). Gene Ontology annotation, cellular component: Golgi membrane; endoplasmic reticulum membrane. The transcript has 6 exons. The coding region runs from base 255 to 1502 and encodes 415 amino acids. The record is from RefSeq and is a predicted model, not a curated record. Lineage: Eukaryota; Metazoa; Chordata; Mammalia; Rodentia; Sciuridae. Gene Ontology annotation, biological process: ceramide biosynthetic process. Gene Ontology annotation, molecular function: protein binding; sphingomyelin synthase activity; ceramide cholinephosphotransferase activity.